AUGCCAUUCUUCCCCCAAAAUGCCCAUGCCAGAUAUCUGUCAAUCAUUUUUCUUGCAAGUUUGGUGCUUUCACUCGCUGGGGUGCGCAGAAAAAGUGCGGCUAGACCACAGUUUUUGAGCUACCUAUCGUCUUAUGAGACUACUUUAACUUAUAAUUCUCAGCAAAAUCUCGGACAAACUCCUGACUCACGAUCGUCCCAAUUCCCCUCAACUUCCCUGAUUAACCUUGAUACGGAUAGCCUGGCGUCAGGAGAAUAUACCAGCAUAGUCGUGUUUGGCGCUAGCUGGGCUGAUAAUGCUCACCCUCGCCCUAAAAAGUAUGCCGGGACUUUGAGAGGUUCACCUUAUUAUCAAGGACGAUAUUCAAACGGAAUCAUUUGGGCGGAGUACUUAUCCAAUCGUCUUCUCACUGGCGAAAACAUCCCACUCCUUGAUUACGCCUAUGGUGGGGCAGUAGCUAACAAUAACCUAACAUACACUGAAAUACCUGAUACGAGUACAGAAUUGAAUCAGUAUAUAUCUGAUGUUCGUAAUGGGUCAAUCAAUCGUGGAUAUGGACCUGUUUUACAUUUCUGGUGGAUCGGGAUCAACCAGAUAACUCAAAUAUGGACUGAUGCUAUCAAGGCAGACUCUACUCUCAGCAUGCCUGACAUUUUGGCUAAGGCUUCCCGUCGGGUAGACAUGCAAAUUACCGAGCUUCAGCGCCAAGUCACCACAGCUAGGCAAGAUCUAUCGGUGAACAGUGUUCCGUGUGACUUUUUCAUCAUACCCAUUCCGCCAUUGGAGACGGUCCUUACAUUUAAAUAUCAGGCUUCUGAUCUAGCCAAAAACUCGAAGACUCUUGCCAAGAGCUUUUGGAGGGACGUCAUUGCUAAUCCGAGACAGUAUCAAUUUGUGAUUCCGGACAAGGCCUGCUUACACUAUGUUGAUGGAAAUCAAGUAUCAUGUUCUGAGCCAGAUGAAUAUGUCUAUUGGGAUUCACUUCAUCCUACCACAGCAAUGCAUGGAGUCAUUGCCGAUAGUCUACUUUCUGCCAUUAAAGAUUGA
Molecule: messenger RNA, 1047 nt
Organism: Melampsora larici-populina 98AG31
Lineage: Eukaryota; Fungi; Basidiomycota; Pucciniomycetes; Pucciniales; Melampsoraceae
Exons: 9
Coding region: 1-1047 (348 amino acids)
Molecular function (GO): hydrolase activity, acting on ester bonds
Source: RefSeq, a predicted model, not a curated record